Molecule: messenger RNA, 776 nt
Organism: Notodromas monacha
Lineage: Eukaryota; Metazoa; Arthropoda; Ostracoda; Podocopida; Cyprididae
Source: the annotation of a GenBank genome assembly
AUUUGGGUAAUGGCUGAUGUGGAUGGCGAUGGACGGUACGAUGUGCAAGAAUUUGCAAUUGCGGCACAUUUGGCGUACAGGUACACUUGUGGAGCAUCGGUUCCCGUGCGUUUACCUCUGCACUUGGUUCCUGUUACAAAACGGUUCAUUGAUCCUUUUGAAAGAUCUGAAAUAACUUUGGAAGAAAGCAAGUCUCGCAACUUGGCCGUGUCCCAGAAACGAGUCGACAGCAGUCACCCGCAGGAAUUGCAUUUGCUCUCUUCCGGCCCUCUGACCGCCGCCAGCAGCAAGUGCCGGAAGUUCAGGCUCCACUCUGCCUCGGGCGAAGGCGGCGUUGGCGUCCUCAUUGCGUUUCCCUCAUCAUCUGCCGACGCUGGUGUCGCGUGUCAGGCCCGGGACCGGAAGAAGCAGCAGCAGCAGCAGCUGGUGAUGAGGCCCAGCAGCUCCAACAAGCUCCUGGUGGAGUUCUCCAGUGCUGGCGGGAUCAACAUCCGGUACCAGAACCGGAAGCGGGUUAAGCGAGUCACCGUGUCCGCGUCUCGACCCGGGGUUUCUCCAACUGCUUCCGGCACCUUGGAGGAUACUCAGACGAAACUGAUCACGGUGUCCAGGGCCACGUUGCAAGAUUCCGAAGUGCAACAGCAGAGAGAAUGAGAAACUCAAUUUUGCUAUUUCUUUUCGUUUUCGUUCGGAAGCGGCGCAUAUCCUCUUUUUUCUGACCAUACUAUGAGGAAAUGUUGGAAAUAAAAUGUCUUUUUUUUUCAAAUGGAAGGAAA